Molecule: messenger RNA, 1536 nt
Organism: Durusdinium trenchii
Lineage: Eukaryota; Dinophyceae; Suessiales; Symbiodiniaceae
Source: the annotation of a GenBank genome assembly
AUGGCGACCCCCCAAAUCGCCUCUGGUUUCUGGCCACCUUUGGCCGUUCUCAUUGGGCCUCGUCCUCUUCAGGAGGAUGCUGAAGAGGAGAGCCCCGAGGCCUUAGACGUGCCCCUGGUGAAGAAGUCCUUUUGCAAAGGCACCGAGUUGAAGGCCUUCCUGCCGGAGCUGGAGGGCCGUGUGGCAGCGCUGGUCACGGUGGCACAGGGCCGGCUCAAGGACCAGGAGGACUUCGUGGUCCUUGUCUCCAAGAAGGGCUUUGCCAAGAAGGUGUCCUUGAGCCGCUUCCGUGCCCUGCGGCCCGGAAAGGGCAUGCCAGCGAUGAAGCUGGCAGAGGGAGACCAGCUAGCUUGGGCGCAUAAGGCGAGGUUGGGCGCUUGCGCUUCCGCGGGCGCGAUGUGGAAGGCUGGUGCCAACUCCGCCAUGGUCCUUGGCACGGCCGAGGGCUUUGUCUUGCGGGUCUCCCUGGGGCAGGACCCAGUGGAGAGCCCGCCGGCACCGCGCCGUGGCCGCGGCCGCCGCUCCGGGUCGGCGGUUCGGGCCAUCCCCGGGGAUGCGGCCAACCGCGUGCGGCGAUUGAAAGCCUUGGGCCCCGAACGAGUCAAGCAGGAGGAGGAAGAGAAGCGACAACAGGCCUCCGUCGAGCCCCUCACCGCCGUGCGCGCGGAGCAGCUGGACGCGCUGGGAGUGGCGCUACUGGCACAAGGGAGGCCUCAGGAGGCGGAGGAGGCCUUUCGACAAUCGCUGCAGCUGGCAAGUCUGGUGGAUGCGGAGUGGGCAGCCAACAACCUGGCUGUGUCUUUGAAAGCUCAGGGCAGCGAACGCUACGGUGAAGCCGAAGAGUUGUAUCGGAGCACCUUGAAGAAGCGGAGAGAGCCUUGGCCGAAGCCGGGGAGGCGGAGAACCGACCGGGAGGAGCGGCUCCGGGACACGCGGAGCCCGGAGAUCUUGACGAGUCUGAACAACCUGGCGGUGCUGUUGAAAGCGGAAGGUCAGUUGCCCGAAGCCGAGGAGCUCUACCGGCAGGCGCUCAGUGGCCGGCGCCGGGCACUGGGCCUCUUGGCGUGCGAUUUGCAUCCUGACACCCUCACGAGCAUCAACAACUUGGCCACCUUGUUGGCCAGCACUGGGCGCAGUGAUGAAGCCGAAACUUUGUACUUCGAGGCGGCCUUGGAGGGCUGCCGCAAAACUCUCGGAGAAGAUGAUUUGGACACGCUGUACAGUGCGGAUAACUUGGGAUUGCUCCUCUUCCGGGAAGGUCGCGCAGAGGAGGCCGAGCCCUACUUCCGCCGAGCGCAGCAGGGCUUCCUGCGGCAGCUGGGGCGCUUGGAUCCGGAGCACCUGCGUAGCGAGGACAACCUGGCUGUGACCUUAAUGGCACUUCAGCGCUACGACGAGGCGGAGCCCAUCCUCCGUGAGGCCGUGGAAGGCUUUCGUGAGAUCUUGGGUGAAGAACAUCCGGACACCUUGGUGGCACAAGCAAACCUCGAUGUCCUUUUGGAGGAGAUCAUCGAGCGGGUGUGCAUUUUUUUCUGA